Molecule: messenger RNA, 2101 nt
Organism: Papaver somniferum (opium poppy)
Lineage: Eukaryota; Viridiplantae; Streptophyta; Magnoliopsida; Ranunculales; Papaveraceae
Product: probable protein phosphatase 2C 66
Exons: 5
Coding region: 302-1915 (537 amino acids)
Biological process (GO): protein dephosphorylation
Molecular function (GO): protein serine/threonine phosphatase activity
Source: RefSeq, a predicted model, not a curated record
ACCACUAUGGAAUGGAGUAGUUUUCCUUCCAGUGUGUCUCUAUCUAUAUACACAAACCAGAAUCACUUUCUCUCUCUGAUAAUUACUCUCUGAUUAUUUGAUUAAUGAUAUGUUUUCAUGUAUAAAUCGAUUAAUGCAGAGAUUUUCUUUUGAGAAAUUUUAAUUUUACGCCGCCACCGAUCAAAUUAAUUUGAUCACUUCUUAGUACCUGUGAUCUUUCAUUUCUCGUUGUUCAUUUUGAGGAAGAAGAGGGUGUAAGAAGACUGAGAUAGACAUAAAAAACAGUUGUUCAUUUUGAGAAAUGGGUUCUUGUUAUUCAACACAUAGUAAAGAUGUAGAAGAAACCCUAGAUUCUGGAGAGGGUUUAACAAAAUCUCCUUCUUUCGUUAAGAGAUUGAAGAGUAGUAACAGUAUUAACAAGAAGAAGAAAAGAAGAGGAAGAAAUAGAGAUUUAUAUAAUGAGAGUAGUAAUUAUAUAAGUGAUAAUGGGAUAAAAGUAGAUAUAAGUAAUGUAAAAGAAAAUGAACUUCAUAAAAUCUCUGGUAGAAUGUGUGGUAAUGGAGCUAGUGAUGUUUCUUGUUUAUUUACUCAACAGGGAAAGAAAGGAACUAAUCAAGAUGCCAUGCUUGUUUGGGAGAAUUUCAAUUCAAGAAAAGACACAAUCUUCUGCGGCGUAUUCGAUGGUCAUGGUCCAUAUGGCCAUCUGGUUGCAAAAAAAGUUCGGGAUUCCCUCCCACUUAAGCUAUGUACACAGUGGAUGGCUACUACUAAUGGUGAACAAACCAAUAAUGUGGUGGGAAGUGUGGAUUCAGAAGAAACGGCAACCAUUAGCAUGGAUGACGAGUGGUGUGACUCUGUGGACGUUGAUGAAAAUGUAAAACUUCCUGAGAUGUUUCUUCCUUUAAAACAAUGUUUUUUGAAGGCUUUCAAAUUAAUGGACAAAGAUUUAAAACAUCAUCCAGCAAUUGAUUGUUUCUGCAGUGGUUCUACUGCCGUCUCAUUAAUAAAGCAGGGACAUGACCUUGUGAUUGGGAAUGUUGGAGACUCUAGAGCAAUACUGGGGACAAGAGAUAAAAAAGAUAACUCCUUGAUUGCUGUACAAUUGACUGUGGAUCUGAAACCGAAUCUUCCAAAGGAAGCGGCAAGGAUCCGCCAGUGUAAAGGAAGAGUCUUUGCCUUGCAAGAUGAACCUGAGGUUUCACGUGUUUGGUUGCCCAACAAUGACUCUCCUGGUUUAGCAAUGGCUAGAGCAUUUGGAGAUUUUUGCCUUAAGGAUUAUGGUUUGAUCUCUGUUCCAGAUGUUUCUUAUCGUCGUUUGACGGAGAAAGAUGAGUUUAUAGUUCUUGCAACUGAUGGGAUAUGGGAUGUUCUAACAAACAAGGAAGUUGUUGAUAUAGUGGCUUCAGCCCCAACUUGUGCAACAGCAAGCCGAGCUGUUGUAGAUUGUGCAGUUCGAUCGUGGAAAUUAAAGUACCCUACAUCAAAAGCCGAUGACUGCGCUGUAGUUUGUCUUUUUCUAGACCAUCCUUCACCUCAGGAGGAACAUUCUUCAGAAGAGAGACACGAGAAACCCAAUGUCAUGGCCUUAGCAGAGGUGAACAAGGGCAAAACAGAUGGAUAUCUUGAGGAUUCCAAUAGGGGUGAAGAUUCUUCCCACACUUCAGUUCUUCAGCACUCUGACACACUUUGUGGGACAGAUGAAAUCGUACCUGUUACUGAAUCUGUGGAGGAGAAGAAGCUUCCAGAAAGAUCCCAGUCUACUAGAAGUCUUGCCGAGUGCAUUUCAACUGCAGAGGAAGAUGAGUGGUCUGCCCUAGAAGGUGUUACCCGGGUUAAUAGUCUUCUAAAUCUUCCUAGAUUCUUGCAGGGUUCUGGUGAUAAAAGGACAGGUAGUUGGAGGAAAAAAUGGUUAUGAAAACAUCAUAGAAAGAAAACCAAAUGAAAUGAAAACAUCUCGGAUAUUGGUUGCAGAAGCACUAUCGUGAAUGACAUCGAUGUACUGUAAUUCGGACCCUCCCUUCUUGUAUCAGGGAUGUUCUCCUUCAUGAUAGGACAUCCUAAUUUUGAAUUUCAUUCUUAAUAAAGUCGGCUUUCAAAAAAA